Messenger RNA from Brachypodium distachyon (stiff brome), 1812 nucleotides. RefSeq names its product KH domain-containing protein At1g09660/At1g09670. Gene Ontology annotation, molecular function: mRNA binding. The transcript is spliced from 7 exons. The record is from RefSeq and is a predicted model, not a curated record. Gene Ontology annotation, cellular component: nucleus. Gene Ontology annotation, biological process: regulation of mRNA splicing, via spliceosome. Lineage: Eukaryota; Viridiplantae; Streptophyta; Magnoliopsida; Poales; Poaceae. Bases 483 to 1349 code for a protein of 288 amino acids.
AAGCAGGGGACCUCGAUCAAUCAUCUGUGAUUUCAGCGACAAAUACUGCAGGGGGAGAGAAUCCAAAGCCCUCCUUUGGGUUUGUCUCUUCCUCUCUCUCCUCCCUUCUCCCACCCACCUCUUCUCUCCUCCUCUGUGGGUGUGUGCUGUGGAGGGGAGGAAGGAAGAGCAAGAACCAGGAGCUGCUGCCAACUCUGCACAGCCUGGGCUCUCCGAUCAUUGAUUGCCCAUCUAUUACCUUCCUCUUUUGUGAUAUAGAAUCCCAUCUCCCUUAUAUAUAUCUUCUCUUGUCUCUUGGCAAUCUCUCCUCUCUUUUAGAUUUCGGGCUUCAGAAUAGCCCUUCGUACCGUAGUUUGAUAAGUAGUCGCUGUUCUUGUUUUUCUUGAUUGGUUAGGGUCUCGAAUUUUUUUGGGUCCUCGGUUUCUCGGUCCUUCCCCCAAUCUUGCAAUCUUCUGAGCUGUUCUUUUUUGCUGUGCGGAGUCAUGGACGAGAGGAUUCCACCGCCCUCCCACUUGCAGUAUUCACCAUCUCCUGUUCAUUCUUCGCCUCAUCACCACUUCAAUUCUUUGAGGAAUUCUUCCUCUGAAAGAGAAAGAUAUCUGGCUGAGUUGCUUGCUGAGAGGCAGAAACUAGCCCCAUUCGUUCAAGUUCUUCCCUUCUGUACAAGGCUCUUAAAUCAAGAGAUUUUGAGGGCAUCCAGUAUGCAACCUAACCAUAACCCCGAGAGGAUAGAGCAUGGUAGCCCAUUAAGGUUACCAGGCCACCCAGUGAAUGGUCAGCCAAUGGAUCUGGAGGGAUGGUCAGGAAUGCAAACACCGCAUAUGGGUGUUAUGCAAGCAUCACCAAUGAGCUGGAAUGGUGCUCCAACACAUUCUGGCCCCCCUGUUGUCAAGAAACUCAUGAGGCUAGAUGUUCCUGUCGACAAAUAUCCUAAUUUCAACUUUGUUGGCCGUCUGCUGGGGCCUCGAGGAAACUCCCUGAAACGAGUUGAAGCCACGACUCAAUGCAGAGUUUAUAUUCGUGGACGUGGUUCAGUUAAAGAUUCUGUGAAGGAAGAGAAGCUGAGAGAUAAGCCUGAGUAUGAGCACCUCAAUGAGCCACUACAUGUGCUUGUGGAAGCUGAGUUUCCAGCAGAUAUUAUCGAUGCCCGUCUAAAUCAAGCUGUGACCAUCCUGGAAGAUCUACUCAAACCAAUUGAUGAGUCGAUGGACUACUACAAGAAGCAACAGCUAAGAGAGCUAGCCAUUCUUAAUGGAACUCUGAGAGAGGAAAGCCCAAGCCCCCACCUUAGCCCCAGCCUCUCCCCUUUUAACUCCACGGGGAUGAAGCGGGCCAAAACGGGACGGUGAUCCGAUUCAAAGUGAGUUCAUCUGAAAAACUGGUUGAUGGUUCAAAUGUUCUGCUGGAGAUGAUUGGUGAUGCAUAUGCUGGGAGGGAUGAUCAUCAGUGCUGGCCUAUGCCUGUCAUGAUCUGCGCGCUUUACCAACCGUAUGAUGAUGGUCCGUGGGUGAAUGAUGAUCUCGGUGGGCUUGAUGUUUUAUUAUUUAUUCUUUUUGCAUCUGACUUCUGAGUCUUAACAUUAAUUAUUGGUUUGGGUAAGUUAACAAGGCCAGUUGGCCAUUCUAGAAUCUGGGAUCCAAUCCAAGUGUCGGACAAUAAUCGGUCAGGUAUUGUACCUGGCUGGAAGAAAUAGCUGUAAUAUGUCAUGGGCUGGUGCUUUUGUGUGUUAUUAGUGGCAGUAGUACAAGACAACCAGACAAUCAUAGCUGGGAGACAGGCUCCAUUAAUGAUUACUCGCAUUCAUAAUUUCUA